UCAUUCUUCUUCCAUUCUUCCUUCUCUAGUAGCAUAGACAGCCAGAGGCGAGCAGCUUCAUUGUUCCUUCUCCUUCGUUCCUUUUUUAGCUUCAUCCCCGUCUUCAGCUUAGUCCCUCAUCUUCUUUAGCUUUGUCUCUCUCUAGAUUCAUCACAAACGAUCAAGAUACUUCUUCUACGUAAAGUUGGGGAGUUUGGGUGAUUUAGGGUUUAGGUAUAUAGGAGCGGGUGAGGUGUCAUCAUCUUUACCCAUGAGCCCCGGGCCAAACUUAAGACUGAAGAAGAAUGGAUACCCUCUCAAAUAUAUUCUCUGUAUUAGAGCUCGACGCUGAAGAUGAUCAACUUCAAUCCUCCUCUGCUUCUUCCUCUUCUAGCAAUUCAGGUCAAGCCAAAAAUAAAGCAAAAAGUUCUAGUGAUGCCAAGCUGGUAAAAAAUGAGAAAAAAAAUCCAGAAAAUUCUGAGAAUCGUUUAAAGUACAAAAUGCCCCUUGUGUGGAUUGACUUGGAAAUGACUGGUUUGAACGUUGAAGCUGAUCGAAUACUGGAGAUUGCUUGUAUAAUUACAGAUGGAAAUUUGACAAAAUCGGUGGAGGGCCCUGAUUUGGUUAUCCAUCAAAGUAAAGAGUGUUUGGAUAGCAUGGGGGAAUGGUGUCAGAAUCACCACAAAGCUAGUGGGUUGACAAACAAAGUGCUCCAAAGCACCCUGAGUGAAAGAGAAGCUGAAAAGCAGGUAAUAGAAUUUGUUACGAGAAAUGUUGGUACAUACACACCUCUUCUUGCAGGGAAUUCAGUUUAUGUGGACUUUCUAUUUUUAAAGAAAACAACACAACAUUUGGCUGUCGAAAGCGGUCAAACUUUUGGUCGCCCAAAGCUUGGACUGCUUCCCGUUGUGAAAAACCGUAUCUUUUCUGAUGGUGUGUAUAUGGUUGUGUGUAUUAGCCAACUAUUGAUCAUUUCAGUGUGGAUGGUAUCAACAAAUGUGUUUUGUCAAAGGUGGAUGAUAGUGAUCCGAAAUACAUGCCUGAUUUGGCUAAUCUCUUCUCUCAUGUACUCGUCGAUGUUAGCAGUGUCAAGGCUCUAUGUGUUCGCUGGUAUCCUAAAGAAAACAGGAAAGCUCCAUCAAAAGAGAAUAAACAUAGAGCUUUGGAUGAUAUAAGAGAAAGCAUCACAGAACUCAAAUACUACAAGGAGAACAUAUUUAGAUCAAAGUCAAAGAAGUAAUACCAAAAAAGUUGGAGCAUGGGAAUGGAUGUGUUGAGAGCUUUAAAAUUCAUAGUACCUGUGACUGUGAGUGCUUAAGCUUUCUGCCUCAGGGCAUGUACUUUUCAAUUACGAUGUUAUCAUAAAAUCUUAAUCAGUUUAUAUUGCAACUUGUAAGGUUUCUUACUUGCAAAGGUAUUUUCCUUAACUACUCUGUAAUUGUGCAGUAGUAAU
Molecule: messenger RNA, 1432 nt
Organism: Pistacia vera
Lineage: Eukaryota; Viridiplantae; Streptophyta; Magnoliopsida; Sapindales; Anacardiaceae
Product: oligoribonuclease
Exons: 10
Coding region: 285-1154 (289 amino acids)
Cellular component (GO): mitochondrion
Molecular function (GO): nucleic acid binding; 3'-5'-RNA exonuclease activity
Source: RefSeq, a predicted model, not a curated record